Molecule: messenger RNA, 798 nt
Organism: Talaromyces rugulosus
Lineage: Eukaryota; Fungi; Ascomycota; Eurotiomycetes; Eurotiales; Trichocomaceae
Exons: 2
Coding region: 1-798 (265 amino acids)
Source: RefSeq, a predicted model, not a curated record
AUGUUAACUAUGAGCAAACCGAAAAAGUAUAGAGGUAUCACUCAAUACCUAGUAUCUGAUAUUGACACCCAGCGGGCUGAUAUUGUCCUCAUUAUCUGCGGCCUCAUCAGUGGUUUAGUCGAUGGCAUCUCGUUUGUUGCAUGGGGUAGUUUUGCUAGCAUGCAAACAGGCAACACCGUUUUUAUUGCCCUAGGUGUCUCUGGUCAACCUACUUAUCCAGCCUAUCUUUGGGUCAAAUCGCUCGUAUCCGUAUCGACUUUCAUGAUAAGCAAUAUCUUCUUUGGCCGUUUCAUGAACUUUCUUGGUACCAAGCGUCGUUUAACUUACGUGAUCUGCUUCAUGAUGCAAUCCAUCGCUCUUCUUGGAGCCUCACUGCUCGUUCAACUCCAUGUCGUGUCUCCAAGACCGGAGGAUCCACGGGCCCCAAUAGCCUGGAACCAGGUUUUGCCUAUUAGUCUACUCGCUUUUCAAGCUGCGGGACAGAUUGUCGCCAGUCGAGCUCUAGAGCAUGACGAGUUGCCCACUCUGGUGCUGACGACAUUAUUGUGUGAUUUGCUGAUUGACCCGCAUUUGUUUCGCAAGGUCAAUCCAAAGAGGAAUAGAAGAGUGGCAUGUUUUGUCACCUUGUUCAUGGGUGUGAUGAUUGCUGGUGGUCUAUUCAAAUUGACCCGCAUGAGUUUGGGUUUGUGGUUGGCGUUUGCUUUGAAAAUGGCUAUCACUGUUUCUUGGCUAUUUUGGAAAGGGGCAACUUUUAAAGAUGGCCGUGAUGGAAAUCAAAGGGCUGGGGAACAUGUGUGA